Messenger RNA from Aspergillus eucalypticola CBS 122712, 1115 nucleotides. Its product is annotated as dihydrodipicolinate synthase family protein. NCBI's taxonomy places the organism in Eukaryota, Fungi, Ascomycota, Eurotiomycetes, Eurotiales, Aspergillaceae. Bases 59 to 1066 code for a protein of 335 amino acids. The transcript has 2 exons. Gene Ontology annotation, molecular function: 4-hydroxy-tetrahydrodipicolinate synthase activity. The record is from RefSeq and is a predicted model, not a curated record.
CACACAUAUCACAUAAAUUGAAAAAUUCUAAUUACAUCUACCUUACAGACAAGUCAAAAUGUCUUUUACCCCGCUCCGCCCCGGAGUCUACGCUCCAACCAUGACCUUCUUCGACCCCUCAACCGAAGACCUCGACGUCCCUACCAUCCGCAAGCAUGCCGUUCGCCUCGCCAAAGCCGGUCUCGUUGGUCUCGUCUGCAUGGGCUCCAACGGCGAAGCCGUACACCUCACCCGGGCCGAGCGCAAGACCGUGAUCAGCGAGACCCGGUCCGCACUCGUCGAAGCCGGCUUCUCCAACGUCCCCGUCAUCGCAGGUGCCAGCGAACAAUCCAUCCGCGGUACCAUCGAUCUCUGCAAGGAAUCCUACGAGGCCGGAGCUGAAUACGCCCUGAUCGUUCCCCCCAGCUACUACCGCUACGCCACCGGCAACGAUCAAACCCUCUACGAAUUCUUCACUAGCGUCGCCGACGGCUCCCCCAUCCCUCUCAUCCUCUACAACUACCCCGGUGCCGUGGCAGGAAUCGACAUGGACUCCGACCUCAUCAUCCGCAUCUCUCAGCACCCCAACAUUGUAGGCACAAAGUUCACCUGCGCCAACACGGGCAAGUUGACCCGUGUUGCUUCCGCUCUGCACGCUAUUACUCCCUCUUCGCCUUUGGCUCCGGCUCAGCGCAAGUUCCCCAGCACCAAGACUGAGGCGGUCCACCCGUACGUUGCAUUCGGAGGCAUUGCGGAUUUCUCCCUGCAGACGCUGGCGUCUGGAGGUUCCGCUAUCCUGGCGGGUGGCGCGAACGUCAUCCCCAAGCUGUGUGUGCAGAUCUUCAACCUCUGGAGCGCGGGUCGCUUCACGGAAGCUAUGGAGGCCCAGGAGCUGUUGAGUAAGGCCGACUGGGUUCUCACUAAGGCGGCUAUCCCCGGUACGAAGAGUGCCAUUCAGAGCUACUAUGGAUAUGGUGGAUUCCCGCGUCGGCCGUUGGCUCGCUUGAGUGCCGAGCAGGCGGAGGCAGUGGCAGAGAAGAUCAAGGAUGCCAUGGAGGUUGAGAAGUCGUUGCCGGAUAUUGCUUAGUCCAUUGUAUCAUAUAGAUUAACUAUGACUUGUGAAUAGAAGGAUUUCA